Molecule: messenger RNA, 1704 nt
Organism: Porites lobata
Lineage: Eukaryota; Metazoa; Cnidaria; Anthozoa; Scleractinia; Poritidae
Source: the annotation of a GenBank genome assembly
AUGGAAUGCUCUCAGUUGAAAUCUAUCGUUUCCCUUGUGGAUUCUCUUGUACGUAAUACUCAUUUCAGAAGGUCACGUGUGGUGUCAUCAAAUCAAGUUCCUGUUGGUGAACCAUCCUUGGCUCCAGUCUCCAGCAAGUCUCUAACGGACUUCUCCAUCUGCAGUAUCCUGGGUCUAGAACCUGAAAUCAACCAAUCUCCCUCAAGUUCCGGUAAGUUAAGAGUUCCAUCCGUAAGAUACUCGAGCCCUUAAUUAGUCGAGAACAUCAUUUGGCAAUUGUAUCAAUACAUUUCCCUUUCUAUAUAAAAUGUUAUCCCGUUGCCUUUCAACUAUUUUAAUCCAUUUCGGAAACAGAAAAAGAGGAAUAUUCAGCUUUAAGCAGGAGAUUUCUGCUGGUUAAGGCUAGCCAGAUAAUAACAUAAUGAAACAAAUUUUAAAUAUCUAUCCAAACCGAAAAUUGUCCUUAGGAAGAGACAUAAAAACAUGUGUCUAUGUUAAUGUUGACUAUCUGUCUCACAGGCAUUUAAGUAGAUUAAGAGGAAACAAUACGCGACAUGCGAAAACUUUAAAGUCUAUUCUUCUUUAAUUUACAGAAAACAACAGUGCUACCAGUCCGCCGUUAUCGCCUUACUCCUACUGCGCAAGUCCGCGUCCCAGCCACAGGGCAACCAGUCCACCGUUAACUCCUUACUCUGAAAUCACAAGUUCCAGCAGCGAUUGUGACAGUGAGCCCGAUCAAACUUCGACUCCAACCGAACAUUCAACGAGGAAAAAGCGACAGCGCACGACUUUCUCAACGAUCGAAGUUUGGGAGCUGGAACGAGCAUUCAGACGGCGGCCAUAUUUGCUAAAGGAAGACGAGGAGGAACUGGUACAAAGACUCGGAAUCACGGCUAAAAGUCUGAAGGUGAGUUUCUAUCUUUCACCUUUCCUAUCAUGAACGUAAAUUUCAAGACACGAAGAGCAUUUGCAACCUAAAGUGAAAUGCAAUUUCAGCUCGAUUUUGUUCUUGACUAAAUCAUUUUCAGUUUUGUCGGGAAGUAAGAUAUGUUUAUCGAUUCAAAGCUUGGCAAUUGCAAUGUGAUUUUUCACUCCAGUCAGAAAAUGUUUUGAAUACAAGUAUGUUUUUGUCGGACAGUAGUUGCAUGUAAUCGUGCAAAGUUUUGCUUCAUGUCAGUCAUCGUUCUUUUCUAAACCAUUCACGUUUUUUUAGCAAUUUUAAUUGAAAUUCUUAAUUAAUUGUACACUUCAUAAGGCAAUUUUGAACGCUAUUUUGCUGUCAGAAAAUGUUUUGGAAUUCAUACAAAUCAUUAUAGGUUCUGUGUGUUGUGUAGAUUUUCCCUGUUAUUGCCCUAACUGAGUUAAUAGAUCAGAUUUUUGUUUUCUUUCUUGCAGUAUUGGUUUCAAAACCGACGAGCCAAAUCAAGGAAACUGGAGACAAAGAUUUCAUCCGUCUGUCAGACAGGCCCGUCAAACCAGUUUGUAAGCCGCCCCUAUUCAGGUCAUUGGAAACAAGGCGAACAAGUGUCCUAUCCAGCGAUGGCAAGCUACUUUAGAGAUAAUCAGAGAACAGUUACCAGUCGUCAACUCUCAGUCAAGUCAAACCGUGUACCGAAGUUCCACCCUGACCAGUUCACAAUCAGACCAGUUGAGCUCGCGAGACUACCGUACAGCCGUGCCCUCUACAGAUAUCAACCAUACUAA